UUUCUUUUCCCUCUCCUGUUUGGAGACUUGGGCUCCAUAGCAUACAGUUAAGGCCUGAGAAAGAAACAAACAUAAGGGAAGACUUGUGGCCGAAAGGGCUACGACAGUGCCAAUCUUGUGUUCAAGGAAAAAUUGGAUUACGUAGAAAGAGUGAGUUUUAACGGCAAAAUAAAGAACAAGAAGUGAUGAGUGUUUUCGGUGGUGAUAGCUGGGCAAGAGAAGCACAAUACAGGAAAAGAAGAGUUGAUGAUCUUGUGAUAGACGGACUUGAUGGGUCUUCUCACAAGAAGCUAUCUAGUGGGAAAUACGCAUGUCUUGUUUGCCCUCACAAUCCCGUCCUCGAAUCUCCCCUCGCGCUCUCUAUGCAUUGUAAGGGAUCCCGACAUAUUGCUGCGGCGUCCAAGCUGAAGGAAAAAGAAUUGAUGAGACAAAGUGAGAUUAAUAAAAGAUUAGCGUUAUCAGAAUCUGAUGUUAUGCUUGCUAAUCCAAGUGCUUUGAACAAAAAUACCAAGUUAGUGAGUAAGCCAUUGAUUGAAAAGACAAAGAGGGCUGCUACCGAGAUACUUGGCAGGGGAACUGCCCAGUUGAGUUCCAAAAAUCAAAACUGUGAUCUGAAAUUGAGCGUGGGAUAUGUAAAUAUUAUGAAUGUUGUGACCAAAAUCUGCGAAAACAGCUCAUGUCUGGAAGUAAUAGCAUCUGAGAAGACGCCUGUGCAACAGCACUUGGAUUUUAGGGAGCGGCGAGAGAGGGAGCUGAAGUUCACUGAAGCGGGUUGGAAGCGUGAUUGCCAUGGAAGAUGGUUUAGAGAUGAAAAUGUGGAAUUUGAUUCUGAUGAAGAAGAUCCGAAUGUCUAUCUUGGUUAAAAAUUUAAACAAAGAUCAUCUGCAAAGACUUUUGAUAGAAUGCUAGUGUGAUUAUCGACAACAUUACUAAUGUUGGUUACUCGAGCUGCAUGGGCGACAACUUUCUUUGGUUUUCAAGAAAUGCAGAAAAAUCUUUCUUCUAUCUUGAUACCUUGAGGAGAUAAAGAUGGAUAGCUUGAUCCAGAUUUUCAAUCAAUUGGCAACUGGCAACUGGCAACUGGAAUGUGCUGUAGAUAUCCAUGUUGUAGUUAAAUUCUUUGGGCCGUGGUCGGUGUUUAUGCAGGCAGCAGCAACAUGGCUUUAUAUGGAUCCUUAACAACUAGUUUUCUUGUUUUUUUUUUAUUUUUCAGUAAUGAUCUAUAGUGACUGGUUGAGCAUAUUAUAUAAUGCUAGUUUUUGUGGAUUGUGCUUUAGAGCUGAAUAAUCCAAUUACAUUUUGUACUGUACAAAUCAUGGCCUUGUAGGGUGGCCGAGAGUGGUGAGAUCAGUUCCCCCUUAAUAGGUCGAAGAGCAAAUCAAACAUCUUCAUUUGUCCAUGUUAGAUUUUGAGUAGCGUUCACACGAUUCUGUUGUCCAAUCAGUGAAUACAUAAAUCAAAUCAAAGUCUGUAAUAUAGUAGUAAACAGUUCAGAGCUAGAUGUUCAACAUGUCUGAUAUGGUGAAUUGGUCACAGCAUUGCAUGCAGAGAAGAUAAUAAAGUGUAGCCUUGUGGGGAAACCCCAGACCGUGCAUUUAGCUACCAUGAUUGCGUUGUGCAUCACAUUUUUGGCUACCAUGUGUAGGGGUGGUCCAACCGACACCUUCCAUGGUGAUUAUUAGAUGGAUGUUGAUUGUACCUUGCUUGGUCACUCAUGGUGGCCCCCUCCAUCCCGGUUCAUGCUAUUCUCAAUGACUGGAUAAGUCAUGCUGAUGGGAAGCUAAGCUUCCAUGGAUUUGUCAAGUUGUUGCAUGGUACAUCCAGCCGAACCAUUGCAAAGGCACAGUGAAGAGUUAUUAUAUCUCUUUUCUGUUGGAUGGGCUUAUUAUUCUUUGCUUCCGGGACAAGAAAAAGGUGUGCUACAGUAACUAAGGUGCACCUCAACUGCUCACAUCAAUAGCGUAUCUGGAGCUUUGUUGAGCAUAACUUCUUGAGUACCAUUCCCUGCAUAUUACAAACCUUAGCCCUCAUUCCAUUUCUAAGGAGUCUGAACCAUUCAGAACGUGAAUAACCGUGAAGUAUAACUGUCAUCAUGGUGUAAAGAUAUAUAGUUUAGGUUUUGCCCGAAUAGGCAAAGAAUAUUCCAUGUUCCCACAGUAGAUGCUUUACACAUUUCAAAUCUUGCUCCUAAUUAUUGCAGUUAAUACAUGGUUGUGUUUAUUUA
Molecule: messenger RNA, 2224 nt
Organism: Populus euphratica (Euphrates poplar)
Lineage: Eukaryota; Viridiplantae; Streptophyta; Magnoliopsida; Malpighiales; Salicaceae
Product: sodium channel modifier 1-like
Exons: 3
Coding region: 186-863 (225 amino acids)
Biological process (GO): RNA splicing
Cellular component (GO): nucleus
Source: RefSeq, a predicted model, not a curated record